This is a messenger RNA of Lineus longissimus, 6440 nucleotides long. RefSeq names its product sperm flagellar protein 2-like. NCBI's taxonomy places the organism in Eukaryota, Metazoa, Nemertea, Pilidiophora, Heteronemertea, Lineidae. The transcript is spliced from 33 exons. The coding region runs from base 65 to 6022 and encodes 1985 amino acids. Gene Ontology annotation, molecular function: protein binding. The record is from RefSeq and is a predicted model, not a curated record.
UGUAAACAUCAUGGUGGAUCCGAUUUGCUGACAUUAAUACUGCAGUAAGAAAUUAAACAAGAAGAUGACACAUAUAUUAUGUACCUGGCUCAAUGAUGAGCUACAGAUUUCAAAGGAUAUAGAUGCCAACAACUUUGCACGGGAGUGUGCCACCGGAUAUAUCAUUGGAGACGUGCUACGCCACUAUGGGUUGCAAGAUGAUUUUAACCUUUUCUCUCAGAGCACCACCACUGACUCUAAGGUCAACAAUUUUACUCGACUUGAGCCAACAUUACAUCUCCUUGAGGUCCCAUUUGACACCAACAUUGCAAAUGAUAUCAUGCGAGAGAAACCAGGAGUUGCCACCAGACUGAUGUACCAGAUGUUUGUAUCUCUUCAUCGCAAAGAGAAAAAUAACCUGACUGGUGUUGCCAUGGAAACAAUGCGUCCAGCUGCCCCUGUCAAAUUAGAGGCCGUCGAGAGUCAAAUGUACAAAGAGAGAUUGAAGCACAUGACCCCACGUCAGACUGAUCUGAACCUCGAAGCCCUGGUGUCUCGCUUCCACGAGAAACAAAUCGAGAUGGAAUCGGUUGCAUUCAAGGACAGGUUUGAAGAGCAACAAAGACAGAAAGAGAAACUGAUGAGGGAGAGGCAAGCAAGACUGGAGAGGUCCAAACAGCAGAAGGCGAUGCAGAGUGAAAUCAUGGCAAAGAUUGAGUCUGCAACAGUAGAGAUCCCAAAGCCACCUCCCAACAAGACAGCCAAGGCUAUCGCUCAGAGGCGCCAUUACAGGAAACUGGUCGAAGCUGAGAAUACAAAACAGAGUAUCUGGGAAUUUGAAGAGCGCAUGAAAAUGGUUUUACCCCCAUCAAAACCCUUUGAAGAAACUGUCGGUGAUGGUAUAGUGACAACACAAGAGCCCAAAGACCCUCUUGAGUACAUCAAGGUACAAUCGAAUGACGAGUACAUCGGGAAGAUCAAAAGACGUCUGCAGGAGGAUGCGUCUGCCCGCGCUGAGAGAGAGAAGCGGAGGAGGAAGGUCCUGGUUGACCAGCUCAAGUCUCAUGAGGCACAAGAGGAGGCAAGACGAGAAGAAAUGCUGGUGAACCGCUUGAUGCGUCAGUCUCAACAGGAGCGUAGGAUUGCCGUCCAGCUGCUGCAGACGCGACACGAGAAGGAGAUCGUCAGGAGGAAUCGUAUCUUUCGGGAGAAGCAGUAUGAGGAGAGGCGGAUGAAAGACUUCGUUGAUGCUCUGGACAGAGAAGCUGAAGUUGCUCGCUUGGCUAAGAUUGAAUACGAAGAGCAGACAUUGAAGGACAAGGAUCUACAUGAUCAGAUCGCGGCCGAACGGGCGCAGGCCAAGUACCAGAAACAUUAUGAUACUUGCAUGGACGUGGUUAAUGAUAUGGUGGACUUCACAAGCAAGGUGGCUGAGUACAGGGAACUCACUGAAGAGCUGAUUCCUCCCAAGCUGUUCCGGGAAUGGAAAGCAUUGUUCACAGAAGGCAAGCCACUCUAUGAAGUGCCUGCUGAAACAGAGGAGACCAUGGAUGAGGUGACCCCUGAACAAGUCCUAGAGGAGGAGAGGCAGCAACUCCUUGAUGAGGGAGACUUCAUGGAAUACAAGGAAAUGAUAGGAGAAUGGAAUCCGCCCGAAGGCAGUGAGAUCACCACACCUCCAAGGAACAAUCCUGUUGUUGGUCAUGUCGUCCAGAGGCUAUUUAACAUUGUCUACCCUCCGACACCUCCCCCUCCCCCACCUGAGUUCCCUCCAUUCCCAAUCAAGGCGUGUGUCCUCGGGAAAGUCUUCAGUGGAAAGACGACUUGUGUCAAAGUCUUAGCUGAGAAUCAUCGUCUGCGAGUGUUGAAUACUGAUGAGUUGGUAGCGGAGGCAAUCGAGGCAAACAGGAACGGGGAAAUAGAAGAGCUUGAAGAAGAACCGGUCGAAGAGGCAAAGAGUGAACUGAUGAUGGCAGAGUCGUUCACGGAUGCUGCUAAAACUGGAACUCCAGCGGAGCCUGGGACUACACCGGGGACAGCUGCUACGGAGAAGUCGUCUGCUGAGGAUAGUAACAAGGUCCAGGAGCAGCAGGAGGCAACUGAGGAGGCUCCUGAUGAGAAGAAAGAUGAGGGAACUGAAAAAACUGAUCCUGAGAAGCCUAUCUCAGAUAAAGCUGAAUCUGAACUUGCACCUGGUACAGCGGAGGAAGUCUUGAGCACAGCAAAAUCGGUCAAGUCGGUUACCUCAAAGAGAUCGGUGAAGCCUCCAAAACCACAGCCGACUGCCCGAGCCAAACUAGGAUUAAAGGCGUCCAAGUUCUUGAAGAAGGGAAAACCUGUGGAUGAUCAGUGUGUUGUGGAGAUCCUCACGGAAGCUAUCAGACGUAUUCCAGAGGGCACUGGAUGGGUGAUCGACGGGUUCCCUACCACCUACAGCCAGGCAAAACUCCUCGAGAAAGCCUUAAGUGGUUUCGAUGGACCGGAUAAGUCCAAGUCCAGUAUCAAACUCACAGAGGGGAAAAAGGGGAAGAAAUCUACCCUUGCGCCUGACCCUCGCCCUCCACCACCACCAGCUGAACCAACCAGUGGUAUCAACGUCGUUGUUGUCUUUGAUAUCCCCGAUGAGCUGGCGAUGAAGAGGUCAGCUGGACGGACUUGCGCGAUUCAAGCAGACGAGACAUAUCAGCAGGAGUUCAAGCCCCCACCAGAGGGCAGUGCGACAGGCAUCGGUAAACAAGAGAGAGUCAUCCCUGUGGAGGAUCCAGCCCAUGACCAGGAGCAGAUUCAACAUAGAAUCACUGGCUUCCUGGAUGCCUGGCCAAAGCUGGAGAAAUGGUUCAACAAGUUUGGAAUCCUGAAGAAUAUAGAUGCAACGUUAGCAGAGGAUGUGCUGUAUCUUGAGGUGGAGACAGUUCUCGAGGAUACAUUGAAGAAGUUACAGGGUGUAGAGGAGGAGGAGUCAAUGCCAGUAGAAGUUACCACAGAAGAAGUCAAAGAGGAACCACCACCUGAGCCUGCUCCAGUUGAAGAACCCUCAGUUGAGCCACCAAAGGAAGAAGAACGCAAGGGCUCCAGACCUAGCUCUAAGAAGUCAAGAUCCGGUUCUGGAGGGAAGCGCUCUGGCUCUCGCGGCUCUGGGAAAGAAUCACCUGGCCGCAGCAAGUCACCGAAAGGCAAAGACAAGAGUGCAUCACCUAAACGCAAGAAAUCAGCCGAGUCAGGCAAGAAAAGUGCCAAAGGAAGCCGGGGAUCAUCACCUAAAUCUCCAAAACGUGGUCGAUCUGGGAAGAAAGGGAAGUCACCAGAACCGGAGCCCGAGCCAGAACCGGAGGUGCCUGCCGGUCCUCCGCCUCCAGAGCCAGGCUCGGAGGAAUGGGAGUACGUGGACCUGCUUAUUGAAGACCAACUGGCUGAGGUCUUGGCACCGUAUUGGGAGGCGGUCGAAAACACUUACGUUGCCAGCAGUAAAUCAUCGUUCAGGAAGAUUAGGGAUGAGCGGGAGAUGAUUAUCAGAUACUUCUACCAGAUCAGACAAGAUUUCAUGCAGUUUCUCAAGCGGCCAGAUCAUAAACAGGAGUUUGUCACCCAGUGGCAGAAGGAAUACAAUGAGGUACCCGAUGACAUGCGGGAGGAUGAAGAGACGAGAGCGGAGCUGCAUGAGCGAGUUGAUGAUCUCCGUGAGAGGCUGUGGAGCAUAUGUGACGAGAGGAAGGAACAAGCUGAGGAGGAGAGGAACUCAAUCAUGAGUGACGGCUGGCUGGAUGAUCGACUCGGCAUACUCAGUAACUUUUACAUCACACUUAUGCAGGGAGAAUUAGAUCGGUUCCAGGACACACUAAGGAUGAUGAAGGACUACUAUCGUGGAAUGGAAGGCCAUAUUCCUGAUGAACUCAAAGAAGAAUACAGUAGAAUACCCUUGAUAGAGAUUCCUCCAGUUGAGAGACCAGGUUCUCCUGACAAGAGUGUAACUGGCAGUGAAGGGCCGCCUGGAUCAGAAGAUGCCAAGGAAUCGCCACGUAAAGAGCCAAGCAAAUCAGCGACCCCUACUGGCAAGAAGGGUAAAGGGAAGGAGGUGCAAUCGGAGGGAGAAACAGAGGGGGAGGAAGGAGAGAAGAAACCACGCAUCCCUAUGGUGCCACGCCGCCCAGUUUCUCCCGAUGCAAACCAAACAGGAGCGACCCCUGGUAAUAAAGACAAGAAGGAUAAGAAAGGAGCGAAAUCAAAGGAGCGUCAGCCGGGGGCAGAGGAGAAGGAGGAACAACCGCCACCCCCUACAGAUGCUGAUGAGAGGCUUCUCUAUGAUGCUCUAUGGACAGCUACUCAUGGCAUUACUGCCAUGAUUGCUACAGAGGAAGCAGCAAGAGAACUAGAAGAGGAGGCUGAGAAGGAGAAAGAGGCCCAGAAAGAGAGGGAGAAAGCUGCAGCGGCUGCCAAGACCAAGGGUGGGAAAGGGAAGGGUGGAAAGAAGAGUCGGAGUCCGUCUCCCAAGAAGAAGAAGGAUGCACCAGUGGCAGAGACACCUCCUCCUGCAGCUGAAGAAGAAAGUGAGGAAGAGAAGGAGAAGAAGAUGAUCAAAGAGAAGAUGAGGGAAGAGUACUUCUUUGCUAUCAAGGAGGAAGCUGAAGCCUGUAAAGUCCGAAUGAAUCUUGUCAAAACAAUGGGAGGUACUGUGCUGCAGGACCUGAAGGGCAAAGGAGACACCUCCUUCAAGGACAUGAAUGACUGGCUCGGUGCAAGGUUCCUCAGAGAAAUGGAAAGCAUUGAUCACAUGUCACAGAUCAUGAGAGAUGCCAUUGAGCAUGGCGUCUCCAUUAAGAAUGAGCUCGUUCUGCAACAGGAAGAUUUCAUCAUUGCAUCUGAUGUGAAAGCAGUCAAGACACCCAGUCCACCUCCAACCCCUGCUCCUGUUGAACAGCCAAUGCCUGAACAGUUCACUGUUGAUCAACUCAACAUCAUUUACAAUCAGUUUGUGCACAUUGCACCAAGUGGUGUUCUAUCCACCAAGUCCUUCAUCGAUAUGUUCCAAGACCUCACCUCGCUGACCCACGGCAUGGAGAUCAUGCCUGAUAUCUGGAUGAACGUCACGCCUAAUCAGCUCCAAGACAUGGCUGCCAUGAUUUCACCCGACUCAGAGUACAUCGAUUGGCGUGCAUUCCUGCUCGCCGCUAGUCAGCCUUGGCCGAUGCCUACUCAAGCUCAGCUGUUGGAGACGUUGGACAAGUAUAAGGAGAUGGAUCAAAAGGAGACUGGCUUUGUGACGAGGGAACAGUUUGAUAGGGUUGACUUGUGGUUUAAACCUGAGCCUCCAGUAGCGCCCGUCGAACAUCAGGAGGUUGAAGCCCAAGUUAAGGUACUAGAAGGAGAAGAAGAAGUACUGGUUGAAAAAGAAGUGCUGGUUGAAGUUCAAGCUGAAGAAGAAGUUGGUGUUGAGGUGACACCUGAAAUCAGUGCACCCAAAUAUGACAGGAUUGGGAACCUGAAGAAGGCAUUCUUUGAUUUCUUCCUAGAUCAUAGCAAGACGCCACUGCAGGUCAAUUAUGUCGAUAUGCUGAUGUACUUCUCUGCCGCCCCUGAUCCAUAUGAGGGUUUCCUACGAGCUCUCUCGGUGGCAUCAGGGGUUCACAUGCCACGCCCACACAUGCUGCAGGGACGGCAACCUAGUUUCAGCAGCAGUGAUAUGGAUCAAGAGAAACCACUCAUUGAAGAGGAGGAGAUUCCAGAGUCAGCGACGAAGGCCCAAGUACCCUUGGAUGCUCUCAUGCGGGUGCUUCAUCACGGUGAAAGAGACAGAGGAGACAGUCACAGGUUUGCCGUAGCAACAGAUCCUGAAGAUGCACUCUCUGGGGAGAGAAUGUGUGGUGUCUACCAAGAACUUGGCAGUGAAAACUUAGACACCAUCCAAUUCAAAGUCCUCAAAGAACAUCCCGUCAUUCAAGACAUCUUAGCAAACUUCAACAGAUUCAAACAACCAGAUCUGAAAUCUAUUCUUGCCAGCCAAGUUGCAGAUAAUGUUGAUGCUCAUAGUACGAAGACGUUGGAUUAAACUACCAUUCCAUUCUGCUCAAAAUCUAUCUAAAAAUAUCAACUGUCUGAUGGUAAUUUUUUAAAUGGUUCACUAAAACACUCUUGGAUAUCCGUGGAUAUCGUCUUUUGUUAAAUUAUGUCAAAUGUGUGACAAGUUGUUGUGAGAAACCGUCCUGUGUAACAAAUUCGGCUGUCCUUCAUGCCAUUCCUCCAAAUAAUAAUGAUAAUUUGAAAAAAUGUACAAGUCCGUCCACGAAUCCCUUGACAGUAUUGUUUUGUAUUGUACAUGGAUACAGGCAGGUAGACAAAGUAUGUUCAAAAUCCGUCCAUUAUUUGUAUUCAACAUAUUCAGAGUAAAAUAUUUGAUUACUAUAUGUUUAUUGAAAUGAAUUCCUGUACAGUCAUUGUUAUGUUUGAAUACACAAAUGAAAAACAAA